Molecule: messenger RNA, 489 nt
Organism: Vigna angularis (adzuki bean)
Lineage: Eukaryota; Viridiplantae; Streptophyta; Magnoliopsida; Fabales; Fabaceae
Exons: 2
Coding region: 1-489 (162 amino acids)
Source: RefSeq, a predicted model, not a curated record
AUGAUAUUGAAAAUAUUGACACAUGAAAUAUGGAAGUUUUUGAAGGAAGAACAUGAAGGCAGUGAGAGAAUCAAAGGAAUGCAAGUUUUGAAUCUGGUUCGAGAACUUGAGAUGCAUAGGAUGAAAGAUUCGAAGACAAUUAAAGAUUAUGUGGACAAGCUUCUCGGCAUUGCAAAAAAAGUACAUCUUCUAGGCACUGAGAUUCCUGAUUCUCGAAUUGUUCAAACAAUACUUGUAACAAUUCCAAAAAGAUAUGAAGCCACAUUUACUUCCUUAGAGAACUCAAAAGAUCUUUCUACUAUUACCUUGGUAGAACUUUUGACCGCACUUCAGGCUCCAAAACAAAGAAGACUCGUGAGAGAAGAAGGUCAUAUUGAAGGGGCUUUGGUUGCUCGUGGUUGUUUGAUGAAGACGAACAUGCUCACGAUGAUGGCUGCUUGUUGGUUUGCGAGGUUGAAGGAUAUUAUAGUGUUGGGUUCUGAUGAGUGA